This is a messenger RNA of Pygocentrus nattereri (red-bellied piranha), 3065 nucleotides long. RefSeq names its product protein-glutamine gamma-glutamyltransferase K-like. The transcript is spliced from 14 exons. Gene Ontology annotation, molecular function: protein-glutamine gamma-glutamyltransferase activity. Gene Ontology annotation, biological process: peptide cross-linking. The record is from RefSeq and is a predicted model, not a curated record. The coding region runs from base 77 to 2386 and encodes 769 amino acids. Lineage: Eukaryota; Metazoa; Chordata; Actinopteri; Characiformes; Serrasalmidae.
CACACAGACACAGCAAAUACCCCUGGACUCAGACACUACAAUCAAGUAAGAAGAACGCUGCUUUAUUACCUAAAAUAUGCCUGCUGAGGUCAGAAGCCGCUCCAUGGUGGGCCGUUUCCCAGAUGUUACCCUCCGGUGGGAUGAGCCCGAGGAGGAGGAGGAGACGGGGAGCAAACAGGAGGGGGCGUGUAAGAGGUGGUUCAGGAAAAUCUGCCCCUGCUGCUGCCGCAAGGCCAGUGACGAACACGAUGGCACCGACGCCGUGGUGACCGGGACGGACGAUGGUGGGGAAAAACCGCCCACAGCCGGACACGAGUUAGAUGAGUUUUUGCUAUCAGUCCGUUCGGUGGACCUCCUGAAGUCUAAAACAGGUCCAAAUCGUGUGGAGCAUCAUACAGACCGUUACCAUGGCGACAACCUCAUCAUCCGCAGGGGGCAGACCUUCCAGAUGUGGAUAGAGCUCUCACGACCUUUUGACCCCACGGCAGACAAACUACACCUUGAGCUCAGGCUAGGCCCCACUCCAAUUUUGUCGAAGGGCACCUUAGUGAUUAUUCCUCUCGUGGAGGACUUGCAGGACAAUUGCUGGGAGGCCAAAAUAACGGAAAAGAAAGGCAACAAAAUCAAACUGUCCAUCAACUCCCUGCCCACUGCUGUUAUUGGUCGGUAUGAGCUCACCGUGGCAACACAGACACCCAAAGGGAACACCACAUCACCCCAUAACCCUGUCAACGACAUCUACAUGCUGUUUAACCCCUGGUGUGAAGAUGACUCCGUAUACAUGGACAAUGAGGAUGAGAGGAACGAGUAUGUUCUGAAUGACAUGGGGAUGAUCUACUACGGAACAGACAGUCAGAUUGGAGCCAGAACGUGGAACUUUGGACAGUUUGCUGAUGGGAUCCUGGCCACGUGCCUGUUUGUGCUGGAGCAGAGUCGGACCCCUCCGUCCGGCUGGGGAGACCCCAUUAAUGUGGCCAGGGUGGUGUCUGCCAUGGUAAACUCUCCUGAUGAUCAGGGCGUUUUGGAGGGGAACUGGUCGGGGAACUAUGCAGGUGGGACGUCUCCUACGGCCUGGAGCGGCAGCAUAGACAUACUGAAACAGUACCAGAAAAACAAAGGUUCACCUGUCAAAUACGGACAGUGCUGGGUCUUCUCUGGGGUCACCACCACAGUGCUCAGGUGUUUAGGUAUCCCCUCCCGCAGCGUGACAAACUUCAGCUCCGCCCAUGACACAGACGUUUCCUUGACGACUGAUAUUUAUUUGGAUGAGAAGAUGGAGCCGAUUGACGAGCUGAACGCUGACUCUGUCUGGAAUUUCCAUGUAUGGAAUGACUGCUGGAUGUCUCGUCCUGACCUGCCGGCUGGUAUGGGAGGUUGGCAGGUCGUGGACGCCACUCCUCAGGAAACCAGUCAGGGCUCCUACUGCUGUGGGCCAGCCUCAGUGGCCGCCAUCCGGAACGGACAGGUUUAUCUCAAAUAUGAUGCUCCCUUCGUCUUUGCUGAGGUGAACAGCGAUAAGAUCUAUUGGCAGAGGAAUGCUAAUGGCACUUUCACUCAGAUUUACAGUGAAAAGAAUGUGGUUGGACGCUCCAUCAGCACCAAAGCUGUGGGCUCUGACGAGAGAGAGGACAUCACUCACCUUUACAAACACCCAGAAGGCUCUGAAGAGGAGCGGAUCGCCGUGGAAACAGCCUCUCGCUACGGCUCCAAACCUGACACCUACACCAUCACAGGCUCCAAGGACGUGACCGUAGAAGUCAGUAUGGAAGGCCAAGGGCCACAUAUGGGCGAAGACGCCGAGCUGUCCAUCGUUCUGAAAAACACCAGCUCAGAGCCACGCAGUACCGUCCUCCACAGCCAAGUGGCAGUCAUGUACUACACUGGAGUUCACAAGGCCACGGUGAAGAAAGAUGAUGUGCUGGUAGAGCUCAAACCCAAUGAAGUCCAGACCCUGGAGUGGACUCUUCAGUAUGCUCACUAUAAGGACCAGCUGGUGGACCAGGCAGCGCUGAUGCUCACCCUGGCUGGACGGGUGACUCAGACCAACCAGGUUCUGGCCACUCAGUUCAACUUCCGACUUCGCACGCCAGACAUUAUAAUCACUCCUUUAGGGGACGCUGUGGUGGGGAAAGAGAUGGCAGCUAAAUUUGUGUUUAAGAACCCCCUGCCGCGCAUGCUGAAGAACGUGAAGUUCCGCAUCGAGGGUCUGGGCCUGCAGAACGUCAGAGAGAUCUCCUAUGGCGACGUGGUCAGUCACGCUACGAUCACCAUGACGGAGAAGUUCAUUCCCACCCUGUCCGGCCCACGGAAACUUCUAGCUUCUCUGGACUGCCAGCAGCUCACACAAGUUCACGGUGUCGCAGAUAUUGUUGUCAAGGAGAAGUGAAAACCACAGCAGGACUUGUACUCACACCUAUUAUGCACUCAGUCAGCUUGUAUAACACCCAGGACUACGCUAAGGAAAUGACACUGUAGUAACAACCGCAAGGGGAACUAAAGCCUCAGUGCGUUUCAGUAGAACAUUUUUAUCUGACUCCUGUUUGUUAAACCUAAACAUUACGUUUAGUCUAGUUUGUGCCGUCUGCUUAUCCCCUUUACGCAGCGGUUUGAGCCCCACACAUAGCUCAUGCUAUGCUAACACUAAUACCAAGGCCGCUGAUUUACCUGAGCAGCUUUUAAAACUGAAAUUAGGACCUGGACUCUUGCUAUGAAGGAUUGCACUGCACCUGUCGUGACCACAUCGGGCUGAUUCUAACAUGUAGCAACAGAGCCUCACUGACCUGCCUUUUAACAGACGAUCCCACAUGUUCAGAUAUGUGCUGUUCUAAGAGCCUUGCAAUCUUGCACCUGUCGCUUACUGUCUAGAAUGUUUAUUUAUCCUAUUUAUCUGUUUUAACAUUGUUAACUGAUUUAUUAUUUAUACCAAGGAAUCACAACUAAAUAUGUCAAGAGUUUUGUAAGACGUAUUUCAUUUGUUUGUAUCUGUGAGAACACUACUGUUGUAAAUGUGAGAGAAUCGAAUACUUGGAAACAGAAAUUAAAGGGCCCAUACCCUGGGAAAGCAA